CGUCUUCGUUCUACCGCCAUCAUCAGUCACGAAAAGCCACACACAGUGAGGGAAGUUGAUUUACAUUAGUGUUUCUCUUCCGUACCAGUUACGUUCUAUCGCAAGCCGUACAAAUGAAGAUGGUGGAUAAAAUUGAAAUGAGUCUGGACGAUAUUAUCAAACAGACCAAAGGAUCUAGAGCGCGUGGCGGCGGCGGCGGCAGCGGCGGUAGACGCGGCAGAGGCGCCGGCAGUUCACCCCGUCGAGGAGCACGUAGGGUACAGAGAGCUAGUGGCGGCGUUAUGCGAGGACGCAAUCGCGGUGGUAUUGCACGCAGCUCUCUACCAUACACGAGAGGCGAUGUAAACAGUGCUUGGAAACAUGACAUGUUCGAUGGUGUAAAAAAGGUUGGUCGUGGUGCAAUAGGCAAUGCUGGAACGACCAAACUUUUGGUAUCAAAUCUUGAUUUUGGUGUAUCAGAUUCAGACAUACAGGAAUUAUUCAGUGAAUUUGGACCUUUAAAAUCAGCAGCAGUACAUUAUGACAGAUCAGGCCGAUCUCUAGGUUCUGCUGAUGUUAUAUUUGAAAGACGAGCAGAUGCUAUCAAAGCAAUGAAGCAGUAUCACGGAGUACCGUUAGAUGGUCGUGAAAUGAACAUACAAGUAGCUACUUCUGAAUUACCAAUCGCUUCUAUCCGUGGUGGCCCAAGACUUAGCAGUGUUAAUUAUACACAAAGACCUCAGACACGUUUUAGAGGAAAUCGUGGCACAGGAUCUAUUAGAGGUCGUGGAAGUGGUCGGCGUGGAGGAGGUAGAGGAGGUACUCGACAAGUGACAAAGACACCUACGGCCGAAGAGUUAGAUGCAGAAUUGGAAGCUUAUGUGAAGGAAGUCAAGUAACAUCAUAAAAUUGCUAUAUUCAGAUUUUUGUUCAAUCUGACUAACACAAUACAUGUAAUAUUGUUGCCUCUAUCUUUCAUGAAGUUAUAAAUACAGUUAUAAAUACAAUCCUAUUAAAAUUUAGUAAAAUAUACAAAAAUUAAUUUAGUUUUUAUUUUUGACGAUUCUUUCCGAAAUUGGUACAGCAAAUUUUACAAAUCUUUGCGAAUAUUCGUAGAAAUUCAUAGAUUUUUUUUAUGACACAAUGUAAUACAAGAAAAUUAAAAAAAAAUUACUUAUGAUUGUAAAGACUGUAUGAAUUUGUAUGUACUAUCGUGCGUGUGUGCUCAUCAGAUGAAAAAUACAAUGAGAUACAUCUCGAAAA
This is a messenger RNA of Wasmannia auropunctata (little fire ant), 1242 nucleotides long. RefSeq names its product THO complex subunit 4 (gene Ref1). Gene Ontology annotation, biological process: mRNA export from nucleus. Gene Ontology annotation, cellular component: nucleus. The record is from RefSeq and is a predicted model, not a curated record. Gene Ontology annotation, molecular function: mRNA binding. Lineage: Eukaryota; Metazoa; Arthropoda; Insecta; Hymenoptera; Formicidae. The transcript has 5 exons. Bases 114 to 878 code for a protein of 254 amino acids.